Messenger RNA from Cadophora gregata, 2946 nucleotides. RefSeq lists its product as uncharacterized. NCBI's taxonomy places the organism in Eukaryota, Fungi, Ascomycota, Leotiomycetes, Helotiales, Ploettnerulaceae. The coding region runs from base 647 to 2698 and encodes 683 amino acids. The record is from RefSeq and is a predicted model, not a curated record. The transcript has 2 exons.
AUAUUUUUCGCGGGCGGCACUUCAGUCUAGUCCAGCCAGCCCAAGCAGCUGGUUUGAUCUCGGCAAUUUGGUCCACCCCUGGCACAUACGGCGCUGCAGCCCCUAUUUUGUGCCCUCAAGGCUCAAAGGAGCCUCCCCCACCAAAUCCGUGACCAGAUAAAGCUUUAAAUCCACCGCGCCCCUGCAUAAUAAAAGCUGUGGUAUAAAGUUGAGACGCGGAGUGUACGAACGAUCUGCCAAUCGCCGCUUCAUCAAGACGAACUGUUCUUUUUCUUCUGUUCCAUAACCACUUCCCAAGUCAUCUUUCUCGUCAGCUGCUCACUCACCGUACCGCGUUUUCUGUUGUUUACGAAGACCCUGCAGUGUCGCGUAUCACUAGCAUUGGUUGAACAGCGUGUUUUCUCGCUCCUUUCAUACCUGCUAUCCCGGCCUUAAUCUUAGACAAUCUAGCCAGUCGCAAACAGGACACUUUGGAUAUCUUCACAUCAGCCGGACUUGAACUUGAAGUUGAAAACGACAACAAACAAGACCUGGUGUCCAGAAUUCGAGAGCAGAUGUGACUGACUUGGUCUGGCGCCAUCAACCUGCCUGUAAAGGAAAGAACAAUCAACCCUUAGUCCAUCCACGUCCCGCCUUAGGAAGGAAAAUGUCGGGCGUGCGGAACCUUAGAGCCAUGUUCGAGAAGGACUCGAGCCCGCCAGAUCGAGGACGUUCUCCUGGAGAAUCAACAACAGGGGGUGCUAGUACUGGAACAUCACCACGACCACUUUCGAAAGUACGAACCAAUUUUGUCACUGUAGUUGGAAUUGGCGGACAACAAGGGCUGGGCUUGAAGAGAGAUACAAGCGGUGAACCAAGCAUGCAGAAGCGCAGGACCAGUUUCAGUAUCGAUGCGGAGGACAAUCCAAUGGCAACUCUAGAGAGGAAGACAUCGAUUGCUACGGAGAAGGAGGCGAGGAAGAACAGUUCUACGAUUGAAGAGACGAUACCCGAGAAUGCACUACAAGAAUCUGACACAAAGCUGGCAAGCGGUAGUGAUCAGCGGGCGGAUAAUGUCAAGUCAAAGACUAAGGCGGAGGAGAAGAAGCCUACAACUGGGACCAAUGGACAUACGAAUGGAGGAAGCAAGCCAGUGGCUAAGCCUGUGGAGAAGAGCAAGCCGGUAGAGAAGAAGCCAUUGUCGAAACCACCACCUAUAUCUACUGCAAAAACACCUACUGCGCCAAAACUGUCUCCAAAGAAGACGAAAGAGCCACUUCCCAGAACACCAACCACGCCUGGUACGAGCCGCACGAAAGAGCUUCUUACAAAGACUCCAGAGACGAAGUCCGAGAAGAAGGUGGAGAAGAAGUCAAGCAGAGCAUCUUUGGCUCCAAGCCAUACGUCCAAGCCUGCAAGUAAGCCUCCUACGGUUGCAGCGCAAGGUGCUGCUGCAAAGACCAGAAUUCCUGCAUCUCCUCCGCAAACCGGAUUUCACAAGCCAAGGCCCAAAUCCCCCACACGACCAGUCAAGCUCCCAGCUUCUUUGACUGCACAUACUGCUUCUUCUGGCUCCAAGACAGCUACAGGAGCUGUACCUCCUCCAAGACAAUCGCUCAGUCGCUCAUCUGGAAAUGUGCAAUCCACCAAUUCCCUGCAAGCACAUCAUACCUCGACUCGUUCCCCAAGUCGGGCAAGUACAACCACAACAAAGUCAACAUUGACUCGCAAACCUUCGACGCUGAAGAGUGGGAGCAGCAGACCUUCUCUCGGUCCUCCACCGGGAACAUUGAAGAAACAACCCUCACGACAGAGUCUGCCAUCGAGUGCGCCAGCCGACGACUCUUUCCUCGCUCGAAUGAUGCGUCCAACCACAGCCUCGGCAUCGAAGACUGCAGAAAAGGCAGUAACACCACCAAAGAGAUCGCAGUCUGUGAAGCGGCCGGCAACAAGAGAUGGACCACCAAAGCACGCUACUUCCCUUGGCAGUCCUGCUACUCUCAAACACAAGGAUGUGUCACCAGCUCGACAGGCGCCUAAGCCAGUUUCCAAGGUAGCUGCGAAGGUGGAAAAGGUGGUUUCCAAGGUUGCCCCAGUCAAGAAGGAAGCGAAGCCAGAAGCGAAGCCAGAAGCCAAGGAGCCUGCAGUUGAGAAGCCAGUUCCGGUUGAAGCGCCAGCUGUUGAGGCCCCUAAGCCCGAGGAGGAGGAAAAGCCAUUUGGGGCGGAACCUGCUCAUGUGGAGGAAGUGGUUGUCAAGCAAGUGGAAGAGGUCAUUCCAGAGACUGUUGCUGAGGAUCCUGUCGCUGAAGCGCAGGCUGCAGCUGUUGAAGAAGUUGCAGCUCCAGUUGAGGAGAAGAAGGUUGAGCCUGAGCCAGUCGAGGAGGAGGCCGUUCCCGAGCCCGUCGUUGAGAAGAUUGAUACCCCAGUUAUGGAAGAGCCGGUUCCAGCAAUCGAAGAGCCCGCUGCACCGAUCGUCCAGGAGCUAGAACCAGCUAAGGAGGAGCCAACAAAGAUUGAGACUGCCCCAGUUCCAGAAGUCGAGACCAAGACUGAGGAGCCCGCCAAAAUUGAAGAAUCUGAGGUAGUUAAGCCAGAGUCCCUCUCAUCGCCGAAGGAAGAUAAGCCUGUUGCAGCGGAGGACCCAGCAGAUGUGGCAGCACGGGAGGAAAUGGCAAGGAUGAACGCCGACUUUCUCAAGGCGGCUGGUCUAUCCAAGUAAUUAUCUGUAGGAUAUGCGGAUGAAUGGAUCGAUGUUGGGUGGAUGUGGAAAGAAAGUGAAGCUGGUGAGCCAGAGAAUUUGUAUUAGCAUGUUUGAUAAGGAGUGAGAUUGAGUGAACAAGUUAGCAUGUGGUAGCUGAGUAGCAAUUGUUAGUGAUACCAGGCAGCGCCUUUCAAAUAUCUGCUUCAUAAGCUUGCUGAGUUGGUUUGAUAAAUAUAGUAUAAGUAUGAGCAGCACCUGUGAAACUG